GCAAAAAGUUUACCUACAAAACAAUAUAAAUAAAACAACUGUCAACCGAUAUUACUGUCAACUGCUGUCUGUAUUUUGAGGAUCCGAUUUUGAUUGCCUGAAUGCCUGGUGUGGUAGUAGUGUGACUGUUGCAUCAUCAAAGCACACAGUUUUUUUCUGUUGACUCUACUCUCUAGUCUAUGCUACAUAAACAUCUCUCGACGGAAUUAUGGCCAGAAGGACCAGUGUCGUAGUUGUUGGUGCUGGUAUGGCAGGUCUUGCUGCAGCAGUGGAGCUGAUGAAAGUCAAAGUAUUUGACAUCAUCAUCUUAGAAGCGACCAACCGUGCAGGAGGGCGAAUUCACACUUCUUCUGAAUUAGGUUCUGAGGUUAUUGAAUUGGGUGCUAAUUGGAUACACGGUGAAGACAACAAUCCUAUUCACAAACUAGCUAAGGAAAAUGGAUUACUUAAGGAGUCAAGAGAGAGCAGUAGCAGCUUUUCUAGAAUUAAUAAAGACAACUCAUCUACCAAUUGUAGUACUGAUUGGACUAAAACAGCCGCUGAUAAAGGCAUCUUUAUACUAGAGAAUGGGACCGUUGUCCCACCUGAAAUCGUCAAAAAAGGUUGUAUGUGGUAUGACAAUCAAUGCGAAAGCAGCACCGAUACAGGAAGUCAUAAUGGCUGCUCCAAUGUGAGUGAAUACAUCAAGAAGAGCUUGGAGACUAACAUGGUGGAAGAGGGUAUCACAGACGAACGGGUGAAACAUCUGCAUCGGAGACUGUCCAAAUGGUGUUUGAUGCAAGAGUGCCUCGACAUGGCGUGUGAAAGCUGUAACGAUAUAUCAUUGGCGCAUUUCAACGAUUUCAAACCCUGUCAGGGAGAAUACUACACUUGCCUCGGGGAAAAGGGUUUCCAAGGAAUUGUGGAUGUUUUCUUGAACCAACUUCCUGGUGAUACUAUUCGGUAUUGCCAACCAGUGGACCAAAUACUAUGGACACACAAACCAAGUGAAGAUAACUGUGCAGGCACUACAGCAAAUGGAAAACCACGCGCAGUGGUUCGUGUCAAAGGUCAACCGGAAAUCCCAGCUGAUCAUGUGAUCAUUACAUCAUCAGUAGGAUACCUCAAGGAGAACCACCUGAGUAUGUUUCGGCCAGCGUUACCGGCGGACAAGCAGCGUGCGAUAAACACCCUCGGCUUUGGGACGGUCGAUAAAAUCUUCCUCAGAUAUGAGAAGCCAUUUUGGGAAGAUGGGCUUGAAGGGUUUCAGUUGCUAUGGGAACAUGAUUCUUGGCAUGCUGAUCCUCUAAAGGAUGAAGGAGAAAUCAUUGAUAGCGAGAGUAAUUGGAUGUGGAAAAUCCCAGGCUUUUACUCAGUAGAAGGCCAUGAUGAUGUACUAUGUGCAUGGAUUUCAGGAAAGGAAGCAGAAUACAUGGAGACUCUAUCAGAUGCUGAAGUCAUGCAAACAUGUACGGAUAUUCUACAGAAGUUCCUUCAGAGAGACGUUCCAAGCCCGGUCCAGAUUGUUGUAUCCCGUUGGGGGACCCAUCCAUACAUCAGAGGUUCAUACUGCGGUUAUUUACCAGUACAUGGUACGGGAGAUGAGUACGAUGUCAUGAGUAAUCCCAUCAUGCAGGAAUGCCAAGGAGACCUCCAGCAUCCUUUACUUAUGUUUGCUGGUGAGGCGUGUCACAAAGACUUCCAAUCUACAGUCCACGGUGCGAUGGUAUCCGGUCAGCAACAAGCAGAGAAACUCAUCCAGUUUCACCGGUCACCCAGUACGGAAUGAGCCACUGAUACGCCAAGAUGAGAGACAAUAACGCAAAAAGGGAGAGGUGCGAAUUUUAUAAUUUUUAGAGAUAACCUGAGAAAUGUUUUUGAAAUGUAGAUUCAUGCUUUGGUAAUGGGGCUGAGAGGGUAUAGUAUUGGAGGAUAAAAAUCAGUGACAGGAAAUUGACAGGAGAUUGUUUGUUAUAUUAUUUUUGAUGUCAUAUGAAUUUUGUUUAGUUUGUACUUGUUUUGUUUUGUUUGUAUUCUGGUGAGCGCUCAUCCUUUUUAAAAAUAGGACCGGACACCUUUCUUUGUCCCUACAAUAGAGAUUGUAGACUCUUUACUGUAGUUGCAUUAAUACUCAGCGCUUACAUAGCGCUUUAUCACACCCCUAGGGCCAUAUCAAAGCGCUCAGUGUUUUUUCCUGCAAGGUAU
Messenger RNA from Asterias rubens (European starfish), 2184 nucleotides. RefSeq names its product peroxisomal N(1)-acetyl-spermine/spermidine oxidase-like. The record is from RefSeq and is a predicted model, not a curated record. The transcript is spliced from 7 exons. Gene Ontology annotation, molecular function: polyamine oxidase activity. The coding region runs from base 209 to 1768 and encodes 519 amino acids. Lineage: Eukaryota; Metazoa; Echinodermata; Asteroidea; Forcipulatida; Asteriidae.